Rotaria sp. Silwood1 is the source of this 1158-nucleotide messenger RNA. The record is from the annotation of a GenBank genome assembly. Lineage: Eukaryota; Metazoa; Rotifera; Eurotatoria; Philodinida; Philodinidae.
AUGUCAUCGGAUUCUAUUGAAAUUGAAAAUAGUACUACAACUAAAGAUUUAUGUUCAUCAUUAAAUAUAAAUUUUGAUGAAUUAUAUUCAUCAUCAUGUUUAUCAAAUAAAGAUGAUUUUCAUAUUGAAGAAUUAUCUAUUAAUAAUCAUAAAGAAUCUAUAAUUAAACUUCCAUAUCCUGUUAUAUCUGAUCAUCGUAAUCCAUCAUCUGUACUUAUACUUUUACAAAAAGAAACUCAAACAACAUCAAAAAAAAUUCUUAAUAUUAAUCAACAAAUUGAAAAAUGUGAAAAAAAUUUAAUAUUAAAUAAUCAAUGUGAUAAAAAUAAAAAAAUUCUUAAAUAUGAACGUGUUAAAUUAAAACAACAAUUAGAUAUAUUAAAAAAACAUGAACGUCGUAUUAAUUUACAAAUUGAUUUUAUAACAACUAAAAUUGAAAUAAAAGGUUUAGAAGAUGAACGAAAACAAUUAAUUAAUGAAAAAAAUUUUGAUGAAAAUAAACAAAUUAAUAUAUUAUUAGGAAAAUUAAAACAAAAAUUAGAUAAAAUGAAAAUUUAUAUGAGAACAAGAAAUGAACAAAUGAAAAAAUCUAUUCAUAAUAAACAACAUUCAUCAACAUCAAAUGAUAAUCAACUAAAAUUAUCAACUAGUCAAAAAUCACAACAUAAUCUAAUGUCAUCAAAUUUGAAUCAAAAACGUUCAUUAUCAUCAUCUACAAGCAGUUCUCAUUCAAACAAACGUCUAAAAUCAACAAAUCAUAAUCAAAUAAAAGCACCUGUUGUUCGUCUAACAUCACGUUUAGCAAGUCAUCAAUCUCAUUCAGUACGAACACCAACAGUAAGAUUUCUAAAUAAAACAACUGGUUCAUCAAUGACAACACUUAAUUCUUCAUCACCAACAACACCAGCAUCAUCAUCAUCAACUUUAUCACCACCUUUAAUUGCAAGUACAAGUACGGAAGAUUCAAAUAAUAUUCAAAAUUCUUCUCGACAACAAAUUGAAAUUCCUUCAAUUGAUGAAGACGAUGAACUUGAUCUUGAACUUGAUAUUGAUGAAUUAUUUGAUGAUGAUCCAUAUUCUGAAGAGAAUAUACAUGGUUUUAAAUCUGAAACACGACAACUUAAAAUCAAUCAGGAUAUUUCGCAAAAAAAAUCUUAA